AUGUCGUCAGAAAUCACUUACAAUCUUGAACAACCAGACAAGGCCGAAGCGGUACAUGUGGAAAAGGGGCAGAUCAUGGCCCAUGGUCUCAGUGCCGAAGAUGCCCAUUUCCUCGAGACCUACCCAUUGAAGAAGCAAGAAAAGGCAAUCAGGAAAGUUGACUUUCGUCUGAUACCAAUGCUUCUCUUCCUCUACCUCAUCACCUACCUCGACAAGACAAACAUCGGCAACGCCAAGAUCGAAGGGCUAUUGACUGAUCUCCACAUGACUGGAGACCAAUACAAUAUUGCGCUAUCCAUCUUCUUCGUACCCUACAUCCUCGCCGAAGUUCCAAGCAACAUGAUCUUGGAAAAAUUCAAGAGACCUUCAAUGUACAUCGGGAUACUGGUCCUGGGUUGGGGAAUCAUCAUGACAUUGACUGGCCUCGUCCAAAAUUUUGGUGGCCUCUGUGCUGUUAGAGCUUUUCUCGGACUGUUUGAGGCUGGCUUCUUCCCCGGAGCAAUCCUUCUUGUAUCGAAAUGGUACAUGCCCGACGAAACACAAGCUCGUAUCGCUCUACUAUAUUCCUCAGCUGCUUCAGGCGGAGCCUUUUCUGGGUUGCUUGCCUUUGGGAUCUCGAAGAUGAACGGUUAUGCUGGACUCGCCGGAUGGAGAUGGAUUUUUAUCAUCGAAGGACUACUCACGGUAGUGAUGGGAGUGCUCUGCUUUGUGCUACUCAUCGAUACUCCUGCCCUGUCGGGUCGAUGGCUCGAGCCUGACGAGAUUCGAUUCCUGGAACUGCGCCAGGCCGCGCGGCAGAUACAAACUCCCGCCGUCAAGGGAAAGGGGCACUUCAACAAGGACGCACUGAUAGCAGUCAUUUGUGACUGGAAGAUGUACCUCUUGAUCCUCGGCAGCUGGUCCAAUGCCGUGCCCAACUACGCCAUGAAGUUCACAAUGCCGACCAUUGUAAAGUCCAUGGGCUUCACCUCGGCCAAUGCCCAGCUCCUGACCAUUCCGCCCUAUGCGUGCGGCGCCAUAUCCGCGUACGUCAUCUCCGUCCUGGCCGACAAGUGCCGGUGGCGUAUGCCGUUUAUUGUCGGCCCGCAGGUGUUACUGGUUGUUGCCUUUGCCAUUCUCUUCUCCAAGGCGGCAGAGAUUGCCAACAACAUUGCCCUUUGCUACUUUGCCGUCUGCCUCGCCUGUAAUGGCAUGUAUCCCAUCUUCCCGGGCGUCAACGCCUGGAAUAUUGCCAACACUGCUGGCGCCACAAAGCGAGCCAUUAGUAUCGGGUACUUGGUUUGUGCCGGCAAUAUCGGCGGGGUUAUUGGUAGCUACAUCUACAUAGAAAGCGAGGCUCCGAGGUAUCCUACCGGGUACGGCAACUCGCUUGCGUUUGGAUCAGCGGGUAUUCUUGCCAUGCUUGUCUUGGAAUUCUUGCUUUGGACGUCCAACAAGAAGAAUGCUCGCAUGAGCGAGGAAGCCAUUCGGGAGCAAUACAGCGCGGAGCAACUAGAGAAGAUGGGAGAUCGUAGUCCACUCUACAGAUACAGGCUAUAA
Pestalotiopsis fici W106-1 is the source of this 1539-nucleotide messenger RNA. RefSeq lists its product as uncharacterized. NCBI's taxonomy places the organism in Eukaryota, Fungi, Ascomycota, Sordariomycetes, Amphisphaeriales, Sporocadaceae. Gene Ontology annotation, biological process: transmembrane transport. The record is from RefSeq and is a predicted model, not a curated record. Gene Ontology annotation, cellular component: membrane. Bases 1 to 1539 code for a protein of 512 amino acids. Gene Ontology annotation, molecular function: transmembrane transporter activity. The transcript is spliced from 5 exons.